AUGAUUAGGCAAUUAGCGCCACCAACUGCUUUUAUGACUCUCAGCGCCAAUGAAACUGGCUGGGAAAAUAUGUUGAAAUUAUUGUACAAAUUGAAAAACGAGGGAACGGAACUUUCAGAUGAGUUUUUAGCAGAAAUGAGUUAUGUGCAUAAAGCUCAACUUGUGAAUGAAGAUGCCGUAACUUGUGCUAUCUAUUUUAAUAAAAUGGUAAAGUGUCUGUUAAAAAUUUUGCAAUCAAAGAAAAGAAGUCCAUUCGGAAAAUAUAGAGUAAUACAUUAUUUCAAAAGAAUAGAAUUUCAACAUCGUGGUAGCCCACAUGCUCAUAUUCUUCUUUGGUUGGACAAUGUUCCUGAAGAUUUAUUAAGUAAUGAUCCCGAAGUAAUUAAAUUAAUCGACGAAUUAGUUUCUGUAUCACCGUCAGAGGCGUCUGGAAAUAUAAAACUAGUAACACACAAACACACAUUCACGUGUUAUAAAAAAAUGGAUCCUAAUAAAAAACAAGAAUAUCAAUUUGGUGCACCAUUUAUGCCUACAAAAAAAAACUAUUAA
Parnassius apollo (apollo) is the source of this 549-nucleotide messenger RNA. Lineage: Eukaryota; Metazoa; Arthropoda; Insecta; Lepidoptera; Papilionidae. The record is from the annotation of a GenBank genome assembly.